This is a messenger RNA of Toxoplasma gondii ME49, 1987 nucleotides long. RefSeq lists its product as hypothetical. The transcript has a single exon. NCBI's taxonomy places the organism in Eukaryota, Apicomplexa, Conoidasida, Eucoccidiorida, Sarcocystidae. The record is from RefSeq and is a predicted model, not a curated record. Bases 615 to 1289 code for a protein of 224 amino acids.
UUUAUCUCGGGUGUAGCCUGUUGGAACGGCGGUCCCUGAGAAAAAGAAGUCGUUAAAUACGGACAUGUUUGUGUCUACUGCUGAUCAUCCGCCUCCGUCGGUAUAGAAAACUAUACGCAGCGUUGAGGCAGUAAACAGAGCACAUAAAGUGGAAUUGCCGUUUAUUGUUCCUUUCACACAUUGGUGACGAGAAACUCGUCUCUCAGCCGUCACAAGGGUAUAAAAGUGAGUAGCAGUAAUUUUUUCCAACGACGAGAGCCAGCGUCACCUCCGUCACACAACGACGCACAGUCAAAACUUUUGGAUGCUUUACUGCGUGCGGAUUCUGAGAGUUGAUAUGCUUUUGAUGAGGUGUGUUGUAUUUCGCAGGAAGACUGGUGGUAUCCUUUGUGUUGGAGUAAGCCAGUUUUUUGCUAAUUUAUUCCGACCAUUUCUUCCGUAUCGCGUUGACAAAAGGGUUCCGCUGAAUUUUUGGCUUCGAUGCGUACCGUGCGUGUCUCUGGACCGACCGAGUGUUAUAAGAUAGUGUUCUUGAGACUUUGUAUGCCCUCGACCCUCUCAACGCUUUUUGCCCCUUCCCUACGGUUUUGUCCUCCUUUUUUGAACGUGGCAGGAUGUCUCAAGUUCUUCUUGCGACGGGCGCCUUGACAGCCCUGAGUGUUAGUGGCUGCAGCCUGGGCUUGGCUUCUCGGCUGCUCUCUCACCUAGGCAGCUCUCAGAGGCGAAGCGAGGAACGGUCCGAUACCGAAGGUUCUUCCAGCAGUUCGGCACACGACGGGUUGACGAAAUCUCUUCUGACAACUUUUGGAGCAGCUGCUGCCGCUGCAGUUCUUUUCAAAGGCGGCGACGUGAUCGAGGCAGGCGCUCGCACCUCGUGGACACUUGGAGGCGACAACACUCCCAGAGCCUUGGUGGAUUUGUCGACGGUGAUGAAGUUCCUCGCAGGCAUAUCUGUAGGAUGGCAGGUCACGCGUCUCCUGAAUGGAUUUUGCCGUUGGGAAGAAGCACAGGAGCCUCGGUUGGAGCAACGGUAUGAAACCUUUGUGCCGAGGCCACCCGCGACAAACGAGGACCCCCAAGUGGACGACGAAACUCUAGUCAAGUCCACAGGCGCAGGACUCACCCUCGCGCUCUUGAGUGGCGGGGCUAUGGGGCUGCUUUACUGCCGCUCGCUCGAAAGCAGCUUCGAUGACGUUCUGUGGAACUCCAGAAUGAACGUCGGAGCCACGCUUUUGACUGGAGCGAGUCUGGGUGUUGUUCUGCGAUCGGGAAAGGCCUUGAUGUCGUAAAUUAAAGUGCAGAGUGAAAAUGAGAGCGUGUGAUCGGGAAGUGACGGCGUAGAGGGCUCCUCAGGACCUCUGGCGAAGCACUGAAUACCUAAUUCGUAGGAAGUUUCUAGGUGUUGCCAUCGCAGCCUUUCCGCGCUCAAACGGGGAGUUUCUUUCACGGCGUUUGCUGUACCAAUGCUUAUUUGUCGUGUGACGGUCGAAAAUAACAGCAAGGGAAGCACCUGGCAGCUUGCCCACUGCUAGCGCUAACACCCAGCGUCCACAUCACUGUCCGUGCUCAAUGUGCUAGGGUUCAGAGAGGGGAAUGCUGAUCAUCCUUGGUCAGUGCUCCCAGGGGGCAAACGCGAGUGGAGGAGUGUGCACUCGUCUUCGUUUCUCUUCGUGUUGUAACAAGAAUCGCAACUACUCGUGCCAUAUUCGGUUUGUGCGACAGCAGUUUUGCUGAGGGUGCUGAACAAAGGCAUUUACGUGCUUUGGUGCCGGACAGAACUCGACCCUGCACUUCUCUACGUGCCUCACGCAAGGCAGCAGCCACUUCCAGCAUCAACGGUAGAUAUGCUGCGCAUGAACUUACAUUCAGUGGCAGGCGCUUGCCACACCAUGAUUCCAUAUCGCAUGUUUGCAAGUACGAAAUGCAGUCUUCCACGAAGGACCAAAAACUGUCUCACUACCCGGAGAGAAACUUCUGCGUUCUAUGA